UCCGCCCCGCGCGCCGCCCGGCCCUGUCAGCCUCUGACGGCCGGCAGCCCGGGCUGACUGGGCUGACUGAGCUGUCGGGCCGCUCGGCGCGCGCUUCCUCCUCCCGCCUGGCAGAGCGGUUCGCUCGUACACACUUCCUCCUCCUCUUCCCUCCCCGGCUCGCGCUCCUCCGCUCUCCUCUGCGCCGCCGUGCACUGCUCGCCCGCGCGACCAUGGCACACGCGCGGGGCUGCUCCAGCGCCCGGGGCUCCGGGGAUGGCGAGAUGGGCAAGCCCAGGAAGGUGGCGCUCAUCACUGGCAUCACGGGCCAGGAUGGUUCAUACUUGGCUGAGUUCCUGUUGGAGAAAGGCUAUGAGGUCCAUGGAAUUGUACGGCGAUCCAGUUCAUUCAAUACAGGUCGAAUUGAACAUCUGUAUAAGAAUCCCCAGGCUCAUAUUGAAGGAAACAUGAAGUUGCACUAUGGUGAUCUCACUGAUAGUACCUGCCUUGUGAAGAUAAUUAAUGAAGUAAAACCUACAGAGAUCUACAACCUUGGAGCCCAGAGCCAUGUCAAAAUUUCUUUUGACCUAGCUGAAUACACUGCAGAUGUUGAUGGAGUUGGCACUUUACGCCUUCUGGAUGCAGUGAAGACCUGUGGCCUUAUCAACUCUGUGAAGUUCUACCAAGCCUCCACGAGUGAGCUUUAUGGGAAAGUUCAGGAAAUACCCCAGAAGGAGACCACUCCGUUCUACCCUCGGUCCCCAUAUGGGGCAGCAAAACUCUAUGCCUAUUGGAUUGUGGUGAACUUCCGUGAGGCAUAUAAUCUGUUUGCGGUGAAUGGCAUUCUCUUCAAUCAUGAGAGUCCCAGAAGAGGAGCUAAUUUUGUUACUCGAAAAAUUAGCCGGUCAGUAGCUAAGAUUUACCUUGGACAACUGGAAUGUUUCAGUUUGGGAAAUCUGGAUGCCAAACGAGAUUGGGGCCAUGCCAAGGACUAUGUCGAGGCGAUGUGGCUGAUGUUGCAGAAUGAUGAGCCAGAGGACUUUGUCAUAGCAACUGGGGAGGUCCAUAGUGUCCGGGAAUUUGUAGAGAAAUCUUUCUUGCACAUUGGAAAAACCAUUGUGUGGGAAGGAAAGAAUGAAAAUGAAGUGGGCAGAUGUAAAGAGACCGGCAAGAUUCACGUGACUGUCGAUCUCAAAUACUACAGACCAACUGAAGUGGACUUUUUGCAGGGCGACUGCGCCAAGGCUAAGCAGAAGCUCAACUGGAAGCCGCGCGUCGCCUUCGAUGAGCUGGUGAGGGAGAUGGUGGACGCCGACGUGGAGCUCAUGAGGACCAACCCCAACGCGUGAGCGCCGCCCGCGGAACCGCCCCAGCGGAGGGCGCGGGGCUGCGGGGAGCACGCGGGGUCCGGCGCGGAGGGCGGUAAGCCAGCCCGCCCGGAGCUCGUCUCCUGAGCCCGCCGCCGCCGGCGCCGGGGUUUGCAGCAGCCGGGACGGGACUCUCCCGGGCUCCCCGCGGGUCUGCUUUCCUUUCGUCCAAGCUUCUUCUGAACGGGUUUGAGAAAUCAAGAUGUUUAAUCACACAUUCAUUUUACUUGAAAUUAUGUCGCUAGACAGCUGGAAUUGUGAGGCCUUCAAAUUGUUUUCCUCUUUUCUUAUUAAAGACAUCCUUUGUAUGAGCCAGCAAUAA
This is a messenger RNA of Choloepus didactylus (southern two-toed sloth), 1668 nucleotides long. RefSeq names its product GDP-mannose 4,6-dehydratase (gene GMDS). The transcript is spliced from 11 exons. Bases 213 to 1328 code for a protein of 371 amino acids. Gene Ontology annotation, biological process: GDP-mannose metabolic process. The record is from RefSeq and is a predicted model, not a curated record. NCBI's taxonomy places the organism in Eukaryota, Metazoa, Chordata, Mammalia, Pilosa, Megalonychidae. Gene Ontology annotation, molecular function: GDP-mannose 4,6-dehydratase activity.